CCGCCGCCGAAGCGGAGACCGGAGCCGCGAGCGCCACCAGGGCAGCAGCCGCCGCAGCCGCCGCCGCUGGGCUGAGGAGCCGGAGACGCAGGCGGACGAGGUGGCGGCGGCGGCGGAGCAGGAGCGGGGACCGGGCGCCAACCGAGCACGGAGGCGCGGGUGUGCUCUAGAGAAGAAGUCUUCAAAUAUCCUUGCCAUAUUGAUUCUGAGCCAUCGGGGGACUCAGGCUUAUGAGGAGGUACUGUCACUUAAAAGAGUGUCUGGUGAAGACGACAAGAAAGAGGGGAAAGGAUCGGAAAAAGAAGCUAAAACACUGUAGAAAACCAUGAGAUCUAUUAGAUCUUUUGCCAAUGAUGAUCGCCAUGUUAUGGUGAAACAUUCAACAAUCUAUCCAUCUCCAGAAGAACUUGAAGCUGUUCAGAAUAUGGUGUCUACUGUCGAAUGUGCUCUUAAACAUGUCUCUGAUUGGCUGGAUGAAACAAAUAAAGGCACAAAAGCAGAGGGGGAAACAGAAGUGAAGAAGGAUGAGGCUGUGGACACCUAUUCCAAGGAUCAAGGUGGUCGGACAUUGUGUGGUGUAAUGAGGAUUGGCCUGGUUGCGAAAGGCUUGCUGAUUAAAGAUGAUAUGGACUUGGAGCUGGUUUUAAUGUGCAAAGACAAACCCACAGAGACCCUGUUAAAUACAGUCAAAGAUAAUCUUCCUAUUCAGAUUCAGAAACUCACAGAAGAGAAAUAUCAAGUGGAACAAUGUGUAGAUGAGGCAUCUAUUAUAAUUCGGAAUACAAAAGAGCCCACGCUAACUUUGAAGGUGAUACUUACUUCCCCUCUAAUUAGGGACGAAUUGGAGAAGAAGGACGGAGAAAAGGUUGCGAUGAAAGAUCCUCCGGAUUUACUGGACAGGCAGAAAUGCCUGAACGCCUUGGCGUCUCUUCGACAUGCCAAAUGGUUUCAGGCAAGGGCAAAUGGAUUAAAAUCAUGUGUAAUUGUCCUCCGCAUUCUGCGUGAUUUGUGCAACAGAGUCCCCACAUGGGCCCCACUUAAAGGAUGGCCACUAGAGCUUAUAUGUGAAAAGUCUAUAGGUACUUGUAAUAGACCUUUGGGCGCUGGGGAGGCCUUGAGACGAGUAAUGGAGUGUUUGGCAUCUGGAAUACUACUUCCUGGGGGUCCUGGUCUUCAUGAUCCUUGUGAGCGAGAUCCAACAGAUGCUCUGAGCUAUAUGACCAUUCAGCAAAAAGAAGAGAUUACCCACAGUGCACAGCAUGCACUCAGACUAUCAGCCUUUGGCCAGAUUUAUAAAGUGCUGGAGAUGGACCCCCUCCCAUCUAGUAAGCCUUUUCAGAAAUAUUCCUGGUCAGUUACUGAUAAAGAAGGUGCUGGGUCUUCAGCUCUGAAGAGACCAUUUGAAGAUGGAUUAGGGGAUGAUAAAGAUCCCAAUAAGAAGAUGAAACGAAACUUAAGGAAAAUUCUGGAUAGUAAAGCAAUAGACCUUAUGAAUGCAUUAAUGAGGCUAAAUCAGAUCAGGCCUGGGCUUCAGUAUAAACUCUUAUCUCAGUCUGGUCCUGUUCACGCCCCAGUUUUCACAAUGUCUGUAGAUGUGGAUGGUACAACAUAUGAAGCCUCAGGGCCAUCCAAGAAAACAGCAAAACUUCACGUAGCAGUGAAGGUACUGCAAGCAAUGGGAUACCCAACGGGCUUUGAUGCAGAUAUUGAAUGUAUGAGUUCUGAUGAAAAAUCAGAUAAUGAAGGCAAAAAUGAAACAGUGUCUUCAAAUUCAAGCAAUAAUACUGGAAAUUCUACAACUGAAACCUCCAGUACCUUAGAGGUAAGAACUCAGGGCCCUAUCCUCACAGCAAGUGGCAAAAAUCCCGUAAUGGAGCUCAAUGAAAAAAGAAGAGGUCUUAAGUAUGAACUCAUCUCGGAGACUGGUGGAAGCCAUGACAAACGCUUUGUAAUGGAGGUGGAAGUAGAUGGACAGAAAUUCAGAGGUGCAGGUCCAAAUAAGAAAGUGGCAAAGGCAAGUGCAGCUUUAGCUGCCCUGGAGAAGCUGUUUUCUGGACCCAAUGCAGCAAAUAAUAAGAAAAAGAAGAUUAUCCCUCAGGCAAAGGGUAUUGUGAAUACAGCUGUGUCUGCAGCAGUCCAAGCUGUUCGGGGCAGAGGAAGAGGAGCUCUGACAAGGGGAGCUUUUGUUGGGGCCACAGCUGCUCCUGGCUACAUAGCUCCAGGCUAUGGAACACCCUAUGGUUACAGCACAGCUGCCCCUGCCUAUGGUGGUUUUUUCAUUGACAGCCCCUAUUGCCAGCCUCUGAGCGUCGCACCAUUUAUUAUUCACUUGGGCCCUCAAGACUUCUUCUCUGACUUCUAGAACCAUCAGGUUGUCUGGCUUGAAAUGGCAAUUUCUGUGUCUUGGUCCUAAGAGCAAUGUGACCCCCUGAGGCUUUCCAGCUUUCAGACACAGCACUCUGACACCUCCUUUUGGAAAGCAGUGACUGAGUAAUUUAAAGAAGAGCAAUACUUUAUUCAAAGCCACGGUGUCUGUUUGAAAACUUUUCCUUUGGAAACCUAGCAAUAUCCUGAUCUACUUAACCCCUCCUAGCCUAGUCUCUUGUCAAGGAGUCUACAGACCAAUGUAGAACUUAGAGUUAGUGGUGAGCUGUGCUACCUUCUGACAGUUUUUACAAUUUUUUAGCACAUAAAUUGAAUAGUUGCAUUCCUGACUGCGUCAGUUAGUGCUUUUAUGAAUCCUCAGAGAUAGGGGGCCUCCUUGAAGCCAUAUUCUUUGCAUGGGGGCUGGCACCCAGCCAGGGAUGUGGCCUGCAGCCCGUGUUGGCUGGGGCUGUGGGAGCACCCCAUCUCUUGUCCAAGGUAACUGGUCCAGUAGAUUCCCAACAUACCUCAUGCUGACUAGGUGCGGUGCGGGGUGCAGUGAAGCGAGGGGGCCUCCAGUCGUUUGCAGUCUCUCCCAAGCUGUUAACCUGGGGAACAAACCACUGAUAGAUUUUGCUGGUAUUGGCCUUUUCUUCUUUUUUAAAAAUUUGGGUGAAUGUUUGAAAAUCAUGAAUCAGUCAGUCACCGUUAUUAAUUGAAGAGCUGGGAAAUACCUCGUUAAUAUAUUUUUAAAACUGGUGUUGGACCCUCUGUGUAUUUCAGGUUAAUACUUUUAAGCAGUUUUCAGCACGUUUAUCUCACUUUAUUCUCGUUCUCCUCGGACCUUCGUAGCCAUAUCACUUGUAUAAAAUAGGCUGAGAUAUAGUGACUGUAAGCUGUGGUCUCAGUAUGCAAAGGUAAGCUCUUUUAUUUUCUGAUUAAAGAAAAAAUUAAAAAUCAAUGAACACAACAUGCAUAAAUGACAAUCUCAUAUGAUGUAUUUGAUCUCUUAGGUCUUAUGUCAUCACGUAAGUUUUUAUGAUCUAAGUGUAAAAUAGUCAUUUUCAGUAUUUGUUUUAAUACCCUUGUAAUUACUUUCUAUUCAAGAGGGAUAUUUCACUUUUGCUGAGUGUGUGUACGUGUAGAGAAACUUACGAUGUAACAUAUAUGUGAGUUACAUACACGAAUCUGUUUCAAUAAAAGAAUUCAGUGGUGGGAAGUGUUCAACUAAGAAGAUUUUAACAUCAGGGCACUCUUUUUGGCCAAAGUGCUGGAAUUUCAUAAGCAGCAAGGUGGUAACAGUGCUGAUAGGAUCCAUUUGCGUGUAGCUCUUACAUAAGCUAAGGAUCAAAGUGCCAAUUUCUCAAGGAGAGCACCUUCUCUGAGAAAUGAAUUAUCUCUGAUCUGUGUUGUAUGCCCUAAUACAACAGCAGCAAGAAGCCAUAAAAAAAAAGCAAUAGAAAAUGAAAAAAAACCAAAAUAUUAAGGUAACUAUGGAAAAAUAUAUAAUUGAGUUAACCUACGUAUUUGCAGAACCAAUUUUUGGCAAGACUCAGAAUGGUAGAUGAUACCCAGUCUGCAGAGACCAAAUAGACAAGGCAACUCAUCUGUCUUUUCUAGAUUAGUUAGAUGAUUUAUUUCCCACCAGAUUCUACCAUUGUAGAAUUCAUUUAAAAGGUAGGAGGGUUAGGUCAAAUAUCCUAAUAAGGAUUUGCUUCAUUUAGUGUAUCCCAUAAAUGCAUUUCACAUGUGUUAGAUGUUCUGUGCUAAGGUUGUAUUUGAUGUAUAUAGAGAUUAAAAUGAAUUUUAUGUUUUAUAUUUGUCUCUAAGUAGCAGUUUUCUCUUUAUUACUAACUGUGAAGGAUGCUGGAAUGACUUUUUUCCCAUACAGAGUCUGUACGUAUGUUGAAUGUGUGGCUUUGGCAGGUUGUAUGUGAUCUAGUGACUAAGUACCACGUACAUUCCCGUCCUAGUCAAACAGCCGGGUGCCCCUCAUGUGCCAGGUGAUUCUCUGGGUACUAGUGAGACAGGUUCUGCCUGGUGGAAGCAUUUUAAGUUGGAGAGUCUCCUUGUUGGUGGAAUUGGGCCUGUUGUAAAUAUCCUAGGUGGGAGACAAUGCAUUAGCAGUGUCAGAAGAUAAUUAGCUUAGUUAAUAGUUAAUUUAUAAAUAAUUUAAUAAUAUGGGCCCUCUCACAUCACUGAGAUGGAUCUCAUUUGGAAAUUCACUCAUUUGAAAUACUUCCAACUCUGGUUUAUGUUCACGGACCUCUCUCCACUUAAGUGAACUGAAUGAAAUGAAUAACAGAUACCUUCUAUAAAGCAGUUUGUAUAGUAUAGCAGAGAACAAAAACGGUGAAUUUAAAAACUGAUCACAUUUUUUGAUGACUAAUGAAGGGAAUUUUACGCUUAGAAUCCAUCAUUCUCUUAUUACUUCAUAAGGAACUGCAAUGGAAUACAUCUUCAGUGGUGAGUUAAAGGCGCCCCCCCCCGCCUCCCCCGCAACUGUUAGAUGUCUAGUAAUCUAGAGCCCCUAGAAAUUAGGGACUUUAAGAGCAGUUAAAUCUGAAAACAGCCUGCUCCGUGAAUGGUCUUGCUGUAGCUCCCAUUCAGCGUCUGCAGGUGCCUCCCUGGUGGUGGUGCUGGGGUAGGGGUGGUCCCUCUGAAGUCAUCCAGAGCAAGAAAGGUUCUGUUGUAUUGACUUGUACUCUGCAACUGCCGUCCAGUGACCAGAGAUGCCUCAGUGUUACUAGGAGGUCUCCUGGAGGGGAGAUGGGUGGUAAAUGAAUAACAACCUGCAAAGCCAAGAAACUGUCUACACUGAGGUGAGUUUCAGUAUUGAUGUGUUUCUCUCUAACAGUUAUUUGCAGAGCCUGUACUUCUUAUAUAAGUCCCUUCCUUUCCCGAUAACAGCUUCCAGAAAGUCUGUUUUAAGUCAAGAAUUGAAGUCGAGUUAGUUGUAAGAAUAGAUAUCCUUUCCCACAUUAUCAUUUUAGGUAAGAGGUAACAGCUUCCAUUGAUGCUUGGAGCAGUGAUCUUUGGAGAUUUUUAAAAAUAGCACCAUAAUGCAAAUUAGGUUAUGUAAGCUUUACAGCACAGCUAGAAAUAGUAAGUAGAAACCAUGUGGGAAUCUGGGCCAGAAUAUAUUUCUCUUCCUCCAGCAAAUUCCUCUGGGGUCUGGGAUUUAGAUGAGUUAACACACAGAGUACUUUGAAUAGUACCUGGGACAUAGUAAGCACUCAAGUAAAUGUUGACUGUUCUUACCAUGUUGGCUGAGGUGACAGAAUAGAUGCAGGAGGCAAGGCUAUGCUGGCAGGAGUUGAGAAGCAGGUGCAUGGCCUGCUUGGGGGAGCUUCGUGGAUGUCUUAGUGUUGACAGGUUUGGGGUGCUCCUGGGCUCUGGGAAAGAGGACUCCUAGCAUGGCGGGGGCCGGGGGGCUCAGACAGGAAACAGAGCAAACCCUCGGUGAGAAUUGGUGUGGGAGGUUGCUGCACAUGGUUGCUGCAGGAAGAUGCUCGUGUUUCUGCUGAAGUAGUUACUCCUUGGACAGCCUGUUGUCAGGGGUUCAUAAUACUUUGGGAUUUAGGCGUGCUUGGAACUUCAAAGGGGCUGAGCUUAGAAUAUCAACCUGCCAAUCCUAAGUUUCCUGCCAGUGUGUUAGUGAGAAAAAAGUGUGUCCUUGAUUACAGCUAGCCCCUGAGUCUGACAUUCAGAGCUCACCUGUAUUUGUCUUAAACCAUGGAAGAGAGAGGAGGCUGGUUGGCAUGCUUGGAAGGCUCUUGCCUCAGAUGCUUUUCUGAAUAUCGUUCCUGCGCGUCCCUCUUCCAGUUAGCUGCAGCACUUUGGAAAAAAAUCUGUGCUUCGCACCGCAUAAGGCCUCCCUUCUGUCAGUCUUAGAAAGAAACCUAUCUGUCUAUCCCUCCACCAGUCUCUGUCCGUCUACCCAUUUCUCUCUCUAGACACAGUUGGGAAGUUGCUUUUCAGCAAAAGGGAAGAUGAGUAGAUGGUUGGACUGAAUAAAGGGUAAGCAUCUUACUGUUCGUCUGGCUCUCACGUGUCUGCGUGGACCUCAGGAGCAUCUGGAGAAAGGUGUGUGGCCACAUCCCUCUCUGCUGGUCCAGGUGAGCCGAGUGGGGAUACAGAUUUGAGUUCUGUGAUGCUCCGAGGUUAUAAAAAGUAUAGGUAAGGAUUAAGUGUUACCUUUAAGGCAAAUAAGAUCUGCAUUGUAGUCAAGAGGCUUUCCUUCAAAAAAUAUUUGUGUAAGUCACAUCCUGGCAGUGACCCCAAUCCUCAGCUGUAGCUCUUUGAUGGACUCCUUACCUCAUUAGCCAAGGCCUUGGGGUUCUUUUGUUUGUUUUGUCUUGAUCCCUCUGUUAACAUCUUAAUCACCUGGUCCUUCUAAGGAGGGUCUUAGGGUCUUUCUUGGCAGAAGAACUUUGCUAUUUCUGCAAAUGGCUCUCUCUGCUGGUGGGUGGUGUGGAGGUUGCCACCAUCUGCCCAGGCAGCUGGAGAGUCGGAUUAGCAUAUCCUCGCUGGAGGUGUGGUCCUGAGUCAUCUUUUUGCUGCUUGUGGCCCCUGGGAGGUAACAGGCAUUGUCUUAGCACUGCCUGGAAAUCCAGUCUCUCUCCUUUGUUUUGGUUUCUCCUGCAUUGAUCCUUUUGUACAGUUCUGUAUUCAGAUGUCAGCUAAAUGUCCCAGGCGAUUAACAGUGGCCCUCAGUUUGGGUCAUUUUGUGCUGUGGGCAGCAGUAGGUUGAAGAAGCAGGGAUGGAAGAAAGAUGCUAAAAUUGGUAUCUUGUGUGUGCCAGGCAUUUGGACUUUUUUUCUUACUUAGCCUUCUUGGAGGUGGUAUUAUUCUUAUUUGACAGGUGAACACGCUGAGGCUCAGAGUUAGUGCUAGGGUCAGGAAUGAAACCCAGCUCUGGUCAGUGCCAAGGCCUUUCCCUGCUGCACCACACGGUGGAUUAAACGUGGGAAGAAGGGGAGGAAGCGUGUCACGCGACAGCAAGGCGGCAUGCAGGCAGUGAGGCAGGGCUGAAAACGGCCUGAGCACAAGCAGGGGCCAUGCGGCCACGUGAUCUUUUGAGCUCACAGGCCCAAGCCAGUCCUAGGGUCAUCUGCUAGAGUCUAGGCUUGGACUUGAGGUUAUUUUAGACCAGAUAUUCUGGCCUGAAAUAAGGCUGUUUUCUUUUAGAGCAGUUGGAGAAGCUUAACAAAUAGGAAUGACAGACUGGAAGGCUCAGGUGUGGCUGUAUAAGCAGAGGAAGCUUUUGUAUUUGAAGCUUGUUUUUGUUUGAAUAUCGAGGAGCAGUGGAGGUGUGUGUCUUCACUGAGCUGAUGCUUUCUGAGUCCACGCUCUCUGGCCCGAGACUGGGGAUGGGGAUGUCUUAAGAUGGGAGCCAGAUGCUGAAGGAAAACUGGGGGAGGCUUGGCUCAUCGGGUCCAAGGAAGAGGGCAGCCCCAGGUUGGGGUGUCGGUGCUGAGAGGUGGCCCAGGGCAAGUGCUGAGCAGAGAUGGGAUCAGGGGCUGAUUGCACUGGCCUGUUCUGCUUGCUGGGAGUGUCCCCUGGACUUGGCUUCGGGGAAGGCUGCCAGCCUGGAGCCACAGGCUUCCCUCUGGGUCGGGCCGUGUUUGGCAAGCCCUGCUUGGAUGGCUUCAAGGUCUGUGAAAUCUCUGCACCUGGGCCGCUCUGCUUGCUGGCUGCGCCCCAGCUCCUUGGCCAAUUUGUGCCCGUUGGGACUCUGCUGAGGGCGGAGGGGGUGUGGGGAGAGAUACACUUGCCUUACCCCAGGUCGCCAUGACCUGUGGCAGUUUUUCUGAGCCACCCGCCUUAAUCCUGGAGGGCAACAGGAAGAAGGAACCUCCUUUUAAACCCAGGUUGUUCCGUUCAGUGUGCGGGAGGACUGGUCCUGUGCGUGUGGAGCCCUUUCCUGCCCGUGCCUGCAGCCGCUGCCCUAACAGUCCCUGUUCAGAGAAGCAGCAAUGCAGAGCUGGUUGUUCUCACACCACAGACAAGAAAAUUGAAGCCAAGGAACCUCUCCAAACCACCUAGUUUAUUUGUGGCAAAACAUUGUGGCUCCUAAUAAGUGGGUUUUUAACCACACAGAAGAAAUGGCAUUUCUUCUACUGUUUUUCGAGUUAACAGAAUCCCUUUCUUAGGGAUGAGAUUUGAACACCACCACAACUGUGGGACCUAGAAUUUUUCUCCUUUUACAGAUGAAGAAAUAGAGGCUUAGACAAAAUGACUCGCCCCAAAUUAUACAGCUAGUCAGUGGCCAAGCCCACCCAUUCUGAUAGUGCUGUGCUUACCACUGGUGGUUGGCGUUAACAGUCUAGGUUGCUGCCUAUCCUCUUUUCUAAAACUGUUCCGCAGCUGUUUCUCUCCUCUUUACAGUGUAAUCAUUCUACUUAACCUUCUUCCAGACUUCUGGAAUAUAUCCUGUGAGGUUUGAAAGAAAACACACAAAAGCCAGCUUCUCUCUCCCUGACCCCACCCCCCAUUCCAUGGGGAAAAAAAGAAAGCCGACUUCAGGCUCAUUCCUCUCUGGCUGCUCUGAAGGACUCUGGGCUGGCUCCUGGGCAAGGUUACCCGCUGCCCAGCUUGGGGCCGAGUGGCCUGUUUGUUGUUUGCUGGCCACACGGCAGGGUCUGUGUCCACAGCCCAUCUUCUUGUGCUACAACUGAACCUGCAGUCAAUUGCGAGCCAGUGAUUGCCAUCAGGGGAGGCCCAGGUGCUGGACGGAGGGGCCGGGUGUGUGCUUUUUCACCCUGAGCUUCACCGGGGUUUUGGUUGUACACUGCCGUCUGUGUCUGGCGAGGCCUUCAUUGGGUGCUCGCCCAGAGCACGGAGGCAGGGUCUCACUUGACUCUCCCGUCCUGCAGACGGUCUCAGGAGUUGCUCAGCUUUCUUACGUCCUUUGUGCCUGGGGGAGGCCAGCACCCAGGAGGAGAGCACGCCUUCCACCCAAUAUGGAAGGUGGCAUACGCCUGAGGAACUCAGGAAAGCUGAGAGCACCUCAAAACGAGACAGGGCGAGGCUGGCGAAGGGGAGACCGACCACACACCCUUCUGUCAGCUAUUUUAAACGGUUGUACUUACUUGUUGUAUGUGGUUCCAGAUGAGAAAAGAUAGUUAAAGCCCGAUUGGGCAAUUUGAGCUAACAUGUGCCUCGCACGGGGUGUGGCGAGAAGGGAGCCCGUGGCACCGGCAGUGUUUACGCCGGAAGCCAGCUGUUCAGAUGGCGCAGAGGAGGUCCUUCCACAGGAUGUUGGUCUGCACAGAACGCUGCUGUGAUCAUUGACCCUGCCAAGGCCAUGUCUCCCUUCUCUGGACACACGGAUGUAACAAACAUUUGUUGUCACCUGCCACCAGCCAGGCUGUGCUGGGUGAGGAGGGGUAGUUGAAGAAAAUGCCAGACGGAAGGUGGACGGAGCCUGGGAAGGGGGAGGGGAACACUCAGGGCCUGGAAUGGGACCAGAGCCUCCUUCUGUGCUUGGAGAAGGUCUCCCACUCAGUCCCGGAGUGGAGCCAGGCCUGUGAAGAGACUGAGCGAUUUAGAGUGACGUGGUGGUUCUUCCCGAGAGACUGGCAUCUGAGCUGGGCAGGAGUUUGCCCACAGAGUGGUCAGGGGAGGCCCCCAGGAGGGGGCACAGCGUGCAGAGAAGGGAAUGGCCUUCUCGGGACCUGGGAACCGGUUUGGUUAGGAGGGUGAAGUGUCAGAUGGGAUGGGGCAGGGCCUCAGGUGCUGGGCCCUUUACUGGUUUCCGUCUUCCAGAAUGGCGAGAGGAGUCUGAGGAUCGGUUUGGACAGUUGGAGAGGGAAGGACCAAAGGCAGGAGACAGGCUGUUGUUGCAGAUACCCUGACGAGGGAUGAAGGAGGCUGAUGGGGCGGUGGCCAAGGGGUCAGAGGCAGGAGAGGCAUCUCUUCAUAGUCCAGGCUCCUCGCCUGGACAGAGCAGGAGGUUGUGGGGCCAGGGGACCACAGGAACCCCACCCUCAGCAAGGGACCAGGGCUGCUGUAGGUGACUGAGGACAGUGGUGCCUGGGGCCAGGAUGGGCACGUGGGGGGGGCGGGGAGAGGGGUUGUAGAGGAAUUCAAGGCCGUCUCUGUUGGGCCAGGAAAUGCGGUUUGACGGGCUCAACUUUGUCAUGUGCCCCUGGGAAGGCUUUCUUACAGGGACAGAGGUUUGUGGGCUGGCUGGUCAGCAUCUUGCCCUUUCCCUGAGUUCCCGCUCUGCUGAGCUUCCAGUAGGAAGGGGGAUCAGGCGCUGAGCACAGAGGCCUCCUGUUUUUGGAAAAAGCAGUGUAGUGAGAGCUUCCUUACCUGCCCAAGAGCUGAGCUCAAUGGAUUCAACAUCCGUAGAGCAGGGUCUUUAUUUAUUUAGCCAAUGGAAGAUACUGCUUUACAGAGCAUUUAAAGGAGGGGGAAGGGUGAAAGUGUUAGAUUACUAGGAAAUUAGCUUGGGGCCUUAGUUUUCUGUCUGUGCUGCCACCUUUGGCUCUGAACAGGUGGGCAGGGGACCCGCAGAGGGUUAGGUGGGUUUCUGAACGUUUGUAUUUCUAUGGCUCUGUCGGGGCAGCAGCGGUUUUGAGCCUUUAGGUCAGAGCCCUGAGGUUAGGGUGCGCUGAGACACUGAGCCCGUCCACCUCUGGGAGGACCAGGUGUCUCUAACUAGGAGUGGCCUUGUCUCAAGCCCUUUGGGCCACACAAACAUCACCAAGUGUGUCAUAGUGUGGAAAUCUCUGGGAGCACUGCCUUAGACCUGGUGUCGCUAAACUUUGUGAAAAGGUCCCAGUAGUAAAUCUUUCAGGCUGUGGGGCCUGUUGGCUCUGUCACAGCUACUCCACUUUGUUGUCGUGGCCCCAGAGCAGCAGGCAAGUGUGGCUGUGAACCAACAGCUUUAUCCCGGACGGGGAGUGGGCCUCUGGCUUAACGUGGCCUGGGCGCUUCCUCCCAUCUGUCUUCCUUGAGCACCUGUCCUGUGAGCAGUGGGGGAGGAGGGUGCAUGCUCGCCCAGGACCUCAGGUAUGGAGGGUGGGGUGGGCACUGUUGGGGCCCAGGGGAGAGGAAGCCAGGGCUGAACUGGAAGAGCCCCAGGAGGAGGCAGCUCCAGAGCCCGGGCUCCGUCCUCUGGGCCAGUGGCAGCUUGUGCUCAGGUUUGGAAAGAUGCUCGGGGCAGGGAAAGACCAGGUUUGUGGUUACAGGUGGUUCAGUUCCGCCUGGGUUUUUUAGCCAAGGCGUUGGUUACUGUUGGUCCACGAGUGGGAAGGAGACCUGGAGAAUUGGGUGGCUUUUCUGGCUACUGGGCUCCAGUGAGCACCACACGUUUUUUGAGUGGGCACAAUCUGCCAGCUUCACGCCUUUUCUCACUUGCUCUCCAAAGACAGCUGAAAAGGGCAGGACGAUGAAACCUGUCUCGGGUCUCCUUUGGCAUGGGGCCCAGGGCCUUGGCGUAUGAGAGUGAAAACCGCUAGGGAUGGGCUUCUCCUUGCUUCAGGAUGGAGUCACACAUCAGGAAGGCUUUAUGGUGCGGCCAGCAGCUGGACAGGCCUUCAGGGAAGUAGAACUGAAGCCUGUGACCUGCCGGGGCAGGUGCCCGUAGCACAGGCUGCGUGGGUGCGGCCCCCGGGCAGGGCUUCAUGGAGGUGGGCGGUGCUCUCUGCUUCCCGCGGCACCUCCCCUAGAGAUGCUUCUAGGCAGUGGACCGAGUACCUAUGAGGUGAGGUUCCAGGGACACGAACCAUGACAUUCUCAUUUAACUAACAUAGAGGGAAGUCGAGCAGGGUGGUGUCGGCGCUGGCUUCCUGUGCCCGUGGAAGGGGGCUGGAGAAAGACCUGUCCUGAGUGCCGGCAGCUCUGAGAGAGACGGGGAGGCACUUGCCAGAGGCCCUGCCGCUGGGAGGUUCAUCUGCGGCCUCCCCGGGGCCUGUGUGAGGGUGAGCGGUUUGGUGCUGCCCUGGGCCCUGGGGGAGCUGCCGCCAGUGCCGAGUGCCGCCGUCGGGCUUGUCCUCACCAAGCCUCCGGCGAAAGCUGUGAAGGGUCGUGUUUGGCUCUUUUGCUCUUGGGGAUCUGGGGCCUUUGGGCUUUAUUGCCUUGGCUGUGCUGUGCUGUAGCUGCGUCACCUUCCAUCUCUCAGGAGUACCACUGUGUCUUCUAGAGGUUUCUGGGCUCAGGGAAGGGAAAGAACCAAGGAAGGCCCAGCCCAGACGAAGCCUUUUCUCAGGCUGCUCGGUCUGCACUGCGGCCCUGGCCUCACGGGAGGCACCUUAGUUGCUUCUGGAGCUUGAGCCUGGCCCUUGCCCUGUCCCAGCCCAGAACUGCGAGCCUGAGCCUGCUUGUCUCAUUCCCCUGCUGAGGGAGGGAGACAGUGCUCCGAAAGGGGUUCUUGGUUCUGACCCAAACAGUUCUGCUGCUCUGGAAAUGAAUCGUGGAUCAGGAGAGGCGUUGUAGGCGCUUGAAAAGCUGCCUUUCCGCUUGUGGUUUAUGAGCAAAGCCAGCCUUCUCUCUGGCCAGCCUCUCCCCUCCCUCACAGACACCUCAGGGCUUGAGGACUUUGGUUGGGGUGGGGGUCAGUGGCGAGACACACUCCUUUCCUUGACCUCCUGUCACCCCGUGAGCCUUGAGUCCUUCACCUCACCAGCUCCCUUGGCUGGGGCCCUGACCCCGAGCCCAUGCUGAUGGCCGCACCCAGGUUCAGCCAGGUUCCCGGGGUAGCGUUUCUCCCCGACCUCGGCAGCCUUGUCUGGUCAGGCAGGGUGCACACUGCACCCUUACUUUGCAGAGGGGACACCGAAUGCCGCUUGUCCCCUCGCCCACUUAGUGUGGUGGCUUCUCAAAUGGCUCCUGACCAGGGCCUAACUCUGUGCAUCUCCCAGGAACCCAGGGUGGCUCUGGCUGUCUCAUGGGCUGCCUCCAACUGCCAUAGGGCCUCCCCUCCAGGGCCUUGAGGCGGCACAGGGAAUGCUUGGCGGGGCUGGGGCGUGCCCUCUGCCCCUCUUGUCUUCUGGUGAGUCAGGAGCCACAUGCCUUGGGCAGGCUUCCUUUACUUCAGCCGAGCAGCAUUUAUUCUGUUUCCCCAAAGUUUCUGUGAACUCAGGCCUUUCACUAGGGACCGUCUGUCCUGUUGUGCUGAAGCUUUGGUCUGAGUGUCUGGCCGGGGCUCAGUCACAUCUUCAGGAAAAGGCCAGGUCUCCGGAGGUGGCCCUAAUUAGGGGAGGGACCUCCAGGGAUAGUGAGGCAGGAGGGAAGGUACUGGUGCCUGGCUCAGCCUGUUAGCCCCCGGCCCAGGCCCCCUGAUGUGCCUGCCCAGCCGUAUUCCUAGACAGCGGCCUCUGAGACUUGCUUUUUCUCACCCAUUCCGUGCAGAACUCACUGGACAGGAGGCAGGAGGCAGGAGGCAGCCAGUCUAGACCUGAAGCCCUCAGCUGUUCCAGGAGGGGCUUCCCUCACAAAGAGGAAGGGGGCCCUGCUCAGUUGCGGGCUGGGGGGUUCAGGAAGCAAGGCCAAGUGUAGUUGUGGGUAGAAAACCUUUCCCUACUUCACAGGAGCGCACGUGACAUUGGGCGCCUGGCUGUAGCUUGCUCGCACUCUGGCCUGGUGAUGGCCAAGGUAGUUUUUAGAAAUCUACUUAAAAUACCUAUCUGUUAUCUAUUUACGGUGUUUUUUCUGACUACGCAAAUGUAAAUAAUAUAAUCUGCAGUGCAAAGUCCUUGGCAAUAACUGUUGUAUAUUAUGUUAAAAACACUGGAGAAUGCGACCACCGUGGAUUGUCCUUCCCUCUCUGGGGCAACGAUUCCCUGUAGGACUCUGAACUUGCAACCUUCGGCGUGGCUGAAGCAGCAGCCUGCAUGUGUGGACUGUCACCAGUGCCUCGCCCAGAGAUGCCUGGCCUUCAUCCAGUGGGACUCUCUGCCACCCCGACUCCCACAGGCAGCGCCCACACUGUGGCUCUUUCACACCAUGUUGGACUCUGCAAUAGACUGGCCCUCUUGUCUGGCUGCUGCAAUUUGUCUGUAAUGCCCUGACAUGUUGCAUUUUCCCCAUUUGGAUGACUACAAAUAAAAGCUUCUGUCUUAAACAGCAAUGGGCUGAACUGUUCUGUGCAGAACUUACUCUGCCUAAAUGAAAGGGUCAGGUGCAGAACCAUUUUCCUGGCUCUGUUGAGCCAGCUCAGUACAUGUGGCAGGGACUUUCCUUCAUUCUGAAAGGCAGGCCUGAUUCCCAUUCAUGUUUACAAUUGCUGAGACUCUGCUCCUCUGCUAAUGGUGCAAAAAGUUUACUCAACCUCAACCUUUCACCUAGCACCCUGGCACAGUGAGUGGUGAGCCGUGGAUGCUAAAUGCUGGCUCCUAAGCUAGAAUUUGCCAGAUGCUUUUUUUCUUUUUUUUGGUUGCCCUGUGGCAUAUGGAAAUUCUGGAGCCAGGGAUUCACUCUGAGCCACAGCUGUGACCUUACACUGCAGGUUCGGCAAACACCUAAUAAUCCUUAGCCCACCAUGCUGGGCAUCAAACCUGUGUCCUGGUGCUGCCGAUCCUGUUGUGCCAGAGCAGGAACUCCUAGCUGGUGCUUCUCACGUACCUACUUCACUCUUAAUUCUGACACCUUUUCCCCAGAAUUGGCAUUACCCAGAAAUUAUACACCAGGACACUAAGGCUCAGAGAUACAGGGACAAAGCUGAAGCUCUUCCUACUGCUUCUCUCCCAUGAGGUUCCUGCCCUAGGAACUCAAAUACCCCGGGAUGAAGGACAGGGGUGGCCCAGCCCUCCAGGUAAGCAAAGGCACUGUGUUCUAAUGCAGGCCAGCCGUCUCCCUGCACACUGUCCAUAACCGCACUGACACUGAUGGGAAGAAAAGCGGACCAGGCCAGCCCAUUGCUGCUCCCCUGCCCGAGGACCCUGCUCACAUCCUCUUGUCCAUGACUAGUGCGAGAACACCUGCUGAGUUUAAACUGGGGAGAGAAGGGAGGAAACUGUUUUUCUUGCUUAAGGGCCCUGGAAGAGAAAGGUGGAGGUGGUGGCGAGUUCUUGUAGAAAAUACUGAAAUCCCAGAUCUUAUGAUCAUGGGCAAGUCUUUCACGCUCACUUUGAAAUCUGGGGAUAAUGUCACAACUCACAGGAGUGUUCUGACAACUGAGGGAGAACACAGGGGAAGGGUCAAGAGCUUAACAGUGGCCUAGCAACACGCAGAGCUAGAGCUAGGCCCUGAAGCCAUGGCACACAAUCGGGAGAACCAGGAAGAGCUCAGUGACCUUCCCACAUGAGGUGAGCGUCCAAGGCCAUGGCCUGGCCUUGAACCUGGGUUUCUGGUCUACCUGCGCUGCUUGUAAGGAGGUGCUUUGAGUGACAUCCACCUGCUGCCCAUGUGGUCAUCUUAAAGCAGCUGCCCUGCCAGUCACUGGGAGCUGAAGAUGGGGGUGAUAUCCUAGCCGGGUGGGCGCGCAGGGCCAGGAUGCUAUGGGCCCAAAUUCUUCACCCUACAAAAGAGGAGGGUAGGGAAACACGGAGCUUGGGCGUCUUAUUCUAAAGCUCAGAGGUCUGUCUGCUUCUCAUCACCCCUCAAAUGCAUCUUGGGAGAUUUGAAUCCCAGGGUCAGAAUCAGGCCUAUCUCUGAGCAAGUGAAGCAGCAUAAUAACCCUCCAAACACCCAUCAGACAGAUGGGGAAACAGGCUCUGCGAGGCCAAGCAACUCUCCCAGGCCGCCAGAGGCCCGCGUCACCCACUUGUUCCCUCUGCCUGUGGGUCCCAACAACUGCUGGGUCAGUUCAGACCUGAGAGUGGUUCUGGGCUUACUUUUAGCUCCAUGGAGUUCUCUCUCUUCCACUCCUCUCAUGGCUGCUACUGCCACUGGGAUGUGGGACUUGGAGCAGACGGGGCGGUGGCAUCCUGGAGCCUUGGAGGCCGAUGCCUCUUUCCUUUCAUUCUGAGCUGCCUCUUCCCCGAGAGCCUUUUUUUUUAAAAAUCAAAAGAUUUUCCCACAUCUGUUGGGAUAGUCAUGAUUUUUUUCCUUAUUCUAUUUUUAAAAAAAUUUAAAUUGAGUUGAUUCAUAAUGUGCCAACUUCUGCUGUAGAGCAAAGUGACUCAGUCGUAUAUUAUCUAUCUAUCUACAUUAAAAAAAAAAAAAAGGGCCCUGGAUACCCCCUCAGGUUCAACAGGGUCUGCUAGACAGUCCACUGAGCCUGUCACAUUUUUCGCACAGUCAGGUAAGAAAUAGAGCCCUGGUCACAUGGUCAGAAUCAGGAUGAGUUUUCCAGAACAAAGCCUCAUGCCUGCUGCUCUCCCUCUAAUCACCUCCGUGUCCCUGACUUACCGUCACAGCCAGGAUUCUGGAAAUGUACCCUUGCUUCUGCUUCCUGUCCUCCCACAGCUGGAGACACUGGAUCUGGCUCCCCUGCUACGCCCCACCCCGCCCCGAGCACCAGCGGUUUCCCAGUCCUGCCCUUGCCGAGGCGGAGCUUGCGUGUUCUCUGGAGGUCCGAGGCCCUUCUGCCGCACCAGCUCCUCUCUCCUCCCCUGAAUGGCAGUUUCUAGGCCUCCAGCCAGCCCUUGCUUACUCCGACCGUGCGCCAGGGCGGGGUUCUUAACCGGGGGUGACCUUCCCCAGUCUGGAGACAUUUUCAGUGACUAUGGUGGGGGCAGGGGUGCUCUUGGCAUCGAGCAGGCAGAGACCAGGGGGAUGCUGCUGUGAAACCACUGUCCUGCGCAGGACAGCCCAGGGCACCCGACUGUCAGUGGGGCUGCGGCUCCGAGCCCUAUGCGGAGGUGCCCGCACCACUCCUAAGGGUCUGUGGACUCCAGCCUCGCCAACCCGUGCUCCCCACAAGGCCUCAAAUCCAUACACUGACAGCUAUGUUUAUCUGCCUGCUGUGUCCUCCUCUUCCUCUCCCAACUUUCAGUGACUCUCCAGGAGUUCUUCCCAAAUCUGGCCUUCUAUUCUGUCACUUCUCUUCAGACUCUGUCUUCCCAAUCUUUCUCCUAAAGGAUUGAUACGGCAUAUGGAGGUUGCCAGGCUAGGGUUGAAUCGGGCCUACAGCUGCCGGCCUAGGCCACAGCCACAGCAAUGUAGGACCCGAGCCGCUGUCGUACAGCUGCGACCUACACCACAGCUCACGGCAACGUCGGAUCCUUAACCCACUGAGCAAGGCCAGGGAUCGAACCUGAGUCCUCACGGAUACUAGUGAGAUUCGUUUUUGCUGAGCCGAGAUGGGAACUCCUAAAGGUCUUUAGAGCAAGUUGGCUUAAAACUCUCCAGUUUCACCUUCAAACUCCAUGGCCUGGACGGCCUCCAGCUGAUGACCUAGUCGCAUCUCCCAUCCCCAGAUUCACUCUGACUGCAGUGCUCACUACCGUUUCUUCCACCAAAAUGUGGUCUUCCUGCUUCUCUAACCAGCACCCCGUUCUCAGCGCAGAAAACUGGCACGACCACUUGGUCUCCUACCACCACUACCCACCUGGCUCCUUGUUCCCACAGGGACACUGUCUCGGCUCUCAGCCCACGGAGUUGCGAUCAUUCUCAACCUGAAUCUCAAGAGCACUAGGGGACCCCCGAGAGAGCAGCCCCGUCCCGGGUCACUUUAGGCCCGUGGGCCCAGGCUGCCUGGCUGUGGGCUCCAUUCCCUGGCAAGACAGCGCUGCUGGGAGGAGGGUUUUCGAGUCCCUACACUCUGAACGCUGGGACCCGUGGGGCUGUUAAAGCCUAGAGCAGCCUAGCGCUUCUUGGCUCUUGCCUGCUUGGCUGGAAGCAUGCCCUCCAGCCCGUGUGUGGUGCUCUGGAGCCCUGGGCCUGGCCUCUGUGGAGCUCCAGCUGCAGCCAGGCCCCUUGCUUGGCCCGCCCUCCUCUGGGGCAGCGGAGAGAACACGCGGCAGGGCUGGCUCACCACCUCCUGCUCAUGGCUGGCGCCUCAGCAACUUGCAUCCAAAGGCUGGUUGCAGGGCAUCUGAGAGCAGGGCCAACAAGGAGGGGGCUGGAGGAGGAGGAAGCCCUGCUGCUCCUCCUGCUGCAGAGAAGGGGGCGAGGGGGUAAAGGACGCAGAGGUUCUGAGAGCCUUCCUCCUCUGGUGCUGGGUGUGAGAGGAGCACCAGCUAACAGAAAGCAAGUUUUCUAGAAGAUGCUCCUGACCGUGCCAACCACGCUUCCUCAAAGGUCCAGCAGAGCCCAGCUGGACCUCGGGUACUCUGCCUUUCUCCCCUUCAGCCGCCGCCCCUGAACAUUCCCUCUCGCAUCUCUGCCUCUGACUGCACCCUCACCUCCUGAAAGAUGUCCUAAACCUCCAGUGCACGUGUCAGGUCUCACCCCGGGCACUGCGGCACCGCUGUAUUUCUGAGGCAGGAGUACUCACGAGGGCAGGCAGAGGCACCAUCAUCUUCUCUCACCCCACGGCCCAGGCACCUCAGCCGCUCAGCGUCUGACGGAUGCAGGGAGGCGCUGCCUGAGGCUCACACACACCCAUCCGCCCACAGGGUGGUCUUCUCUGACUGCGGGGGCGGGGCAGGGGGGCGGAGAGCAAGAGCACAUAAUGAUAAGACUGGUUUUUACAAGGCAAUGCUGUUUGUACCAAAAUAUUUAAUGAAUAUGCUGUUAAAAUAAAACCAACAAAAGAAAUAGUAAUACAAGUUUACUGGUUUAUAUUUCAAUUCAUAAAGUUGACACACAGCAGCUAUCUAGCACAAUGUCCACGCACCUAGUUUUAGAUGGGCUUACAGCGGUUUUGGUAACUGAACAAGAAAGACAGAAAGCAGUGGAGGGGAUGGUCGGGGGUCAGGGGUUGUCGCUUGUUGCCUCCCUUAUCACAGGGGCCCUUGGCAGGCGCUCAUACAGCGACAGGAAACGGGAUACGAAACAACCCAAGUGUCUUUAUAUACAAACCAGUGCCUCUUGGAACCACACUGCACGCAGAGAAGACGAGGAAGUCGUCUGCGAGACAGCCUGUCAGCGUAUCACUAUAUAAAUUAAAAGGCUAACGUUAUUUUGUUAAAAAAAAAAA
Messenger RNA from Sus scrofa (pig), 19339 nucleotides. RefSeq names its product spermatid perinuclear RNA binding protein (gene STRBP). Gene Ontology annotation, cellular component: precatalytic spliceosome. NCBI's taxonomy places the organism in Eukaryota, Metazoa, Chordata, Mammalia, Artiodactyla, Suidae. Gene Ontology annotation, molecular function: double-stranded RNA binding; single-stranded RNA binding. The record is from RefSeq and is a predicted model, not a curated record.